AUGCGUCUAUCGAUUUGACGUCAAUUUCGGGGAAUCGUAGAGGUUGCACGAUAUUUCUCAAUAUCGAUAUAUAUUUUUCAACGCGAUUUUCCAAGUAAUUAUAACAAAUAUGAUCAAUACUUCUCGGAAUAAAGCACGAAACGAUCGAACGAUUAUCUAUACAACAAAAUCACGGGUCUUUUUUUAAAUUUUUAUUAUCUUGGUGUCCCGUCGAAUUGCCGAUUAUUAUUGACGAUGUGUGCUGGCAUUGCAAGAUUACAAGAUCACGGGUCAAUUCUAAUCUGUCUUUCGAUAAGAGAAUCAUCGAGUUCCGCAAGAGACGUGCAACCGAAUCUCACCGUUUAUCAGAAUGAAAAAAGGGACGAGUAUGAAUUAGGCGCUUAUGGUUACGGUAAGAAUAACGUCAAGUUGUUGUAUGUGCGCCGGGACAAUGCGUUACAUCAUGAAAUUCGCGAAUACGAAGUGGACACGCACUUGCGUCUGAUCUCCCAGAAGGAUUACAUGGAGGGUGACAAUCACGAUAUCAUCGCGACUGACAGCCAGAAGAACACGGUUUAUCUUAUGGCGAAGAAGCACGGCAUUCGAUCGCCCGAAGAAUUCGCUCUUCUCCUUUGCUCUCACUUUCUCUAUACGUACGAGCAGAUAGCGGAAGUCAGUAUCAAUGUCGAGGAAUAUCCGUGGAAUAGACAUUACGUUGAUAAAGUACCUCACAAUCACGCCUUUGUCAUGAGCCCCACCGCGACGCGAUAUUGCCAAGUCAGCCAGCUCAGAAAUGAAUCUCCACGAAUUCGCGGUGGAUUGAAGGGACUGCGACUAUUGAAGACUACACAGAGCUCGUUCACGGAUUUCAUUCAGGACGACUAUAGAACGUUACCAGACAUGAACGAUCGUAUUUUCAGUACUGUCGUAACGACUACCUGGGACUUCUCCACCGCUACCGGUGUGGAUUUCGAUAAGGUGUGGUACACGGUGAGGGAUUGUAUUAUGGAGAAUUUUGCAGGUCCCCCGGACACAGGAAUUUACUCACCUAGUGUGCAAAAUACGCUUUAUCUCACGGAAAAAUCUAUACUUGACAAAGUCAAGCAAAUUUAUAGCAUCGAGAUGCAAAUGCCGAACAAGCAUUAUUUCGAUCUGGAUCUCAGCAAAUUCUCCAAACUCGUACAAGGGCAAAACAAAGAAGUUUACCUACCCAUGGAUAAGCCAUCGGGUAUUAUUUACGCACGAUUAAACAGAAAAAGUUUCUCUGCCAGAUUAUAAAUACAUGAUAUUAAGUUUGUUUUCUAAAACAAAGACGAAUAUUAAAUAUAAUAAUAUUACAUUUGAAAGUUAAAAGUGUUUACCACAGAUUUCUAUAUGUUAUACCUAGACUGCUAACAGCAAUGUGACAGAUGAAGCCAAGUCAGCUAUUUACAAUUGAGCAGAAUAUAUAGAUACAUAUAUAUUGUAUCAUAUUUACUGGAAGUUCAAUUUUGUCUUUUUAUCGCAUUCAGGCUGUUAAUCAAUAUUUAUCUUUGAAAAAAAGCUGCAAUAUUUCAUAUAAAAGUUUUAAUUUAUAAAUAUAUGUCAUUAUAUGAGACAUAGUAGUCUAGGUAUAACAUAGACAUAAAAAUAUAUUAUAAAAUAUAAUAUAUUUAAUUAAUAUUAAUUUUAAUAUUUAUUAUAUUUAAUUUACACAUAUAAUAUUAUUUAAUAUAUAAUUUCUAUGUCUAUGGAGAAUAAUAAUAGAAGUCUGUAGUAUUUACAAAAAAAUCUCUCGAUAACAUAGUGAUAUCGAUCAUGCAAAGGGCUAAGGAAACAAAAAACGCUUAAAUUGCGAGAGAACAUUUUUUUAUUCAGAAUGGAAUUAUUCGGGACGGGUUGUGAGAAAUUUUAGGUUAAAAUUUUUUAAAUAAAAGUAAAAAAAAAAAUUAUCGCGCAAAAUUGAAUAUGUUCCUGUUGGCUGUAGACCUGUACGAUGCGCCUCCACCAUGGUGGGAAACGGAUUGCGUGAAAUACGGGUAGGUCUCGUCACCGAUUUUCGAGUAACCUUCAAUUAAUCGAAGCGGGAUUUAUCGACGCAGAUUUAGUUACGUUCCCGUAAGAUCACGAUUAACGAUGCUGAUGGGAAGUCACGUAGUACGAUUAACGGAUCGUAAGUACAUGACACAACUGGCGUCGAAGCUGCAGGAAGAUUACGAGACGCGACAGAAGAUUCGCAUCGAACGAAGAAAAUUGAAGGACGUUUCGAUCGUACCGAAAUUGCGCGAAUUACCGCCUGGUUUAUUGCAGAAAAAGAUAAUUCCGCGACCUCAUCCGUGCACGCCGAAGUUUCACGCCAAGGCGGCUAAAAAGUGUAAACAACUUCCGGCACUCUUACUCGCGGAUGAUUUGCAGAAACCGUCAGAAACCCUAAGCGUGUAAUAAUUUACAUUUAUUUUUAACUCUUUCAACUGGCAUGCAAUCUGGUACAAAUAUGUAAAAAUACAAAAUAAAAACGCAGACGUUUUGAGAUGUCUACGCUUCUAAUAAAUAA
Messenger RNA from Cataglyphis hispanica, 2512 nucleotides. Its product is annotated as uricase. Bases 235 to 1257 code for a protein of 340 amino acids. Gene Ontology annotation, biological process: purine nucleobase catabolic process; urate catabolic process. Gene Ontology annotation, molecular function: urate oxidase activity. The record is from RefSeq and is a predicted model, not a curated record. Gene Ontology annotation, cellular component: peroxisome. NCBI's taxonomy places the organism in Eukaryota, Metazoa, Arthropoda, Insecta, Hymenoptera, Formicidae. The transcript has 6 exons.